Cololabis saira (Pacific saury) is the source of this 2174-nucleotide messenger RNA. RefSeq names its product HIRA interacting protein 3 (gene hirip3). Gene Ontology annotation, cellular component: nucleus. Lineage: Eukaryota; Metazoa; Chordata; Actinopteri; Beloniformes; Belonidae. The transcript has 8 exons. The record is from RefSeq and is a predicted model, not a curated record. Bases 39 to 2012 code for a protein of 657 amino acids.
CCGUACGUCAAACCAGUUGGCGCCAUCGAGCUGCUAGGAUGACAGAAAAAGAGCAGAGGAGCAUUCGCAAGUUUGUGCUUCAUGAACUUCGAAAUGAGCAAGACCUAAGCAAACUGACGCUGGGAAUUUUGAAAAGACGAUACCUGGUUGGGCAGAGAUGUGAGUCAUUAAGUCCUGCAGUGAAAAAAUACAUGAAACAGGUGGUCCAAGAGGAAGUAAUAAAAAUGCAGGAAAAUGACGAGAAUGAAAGUGAGUUUGAGACCAAGAAACCUCAAACCAAAAGGAAGAGGGAACAAGAAGAAGUUGAAAGUGAAAAUGAAUCCAGAACAAAAAAAUCCCGAUCUAAAAUUUCAAGCUCAUCAUCAGAAUCGGAGGAGAAAGAGGAGUGUGAAAUGGAGCAUGAAGAUGAAGAACAGAUUGAUUCUCAAUCUAAUGGUGCAAAGCGAGAACUGAAAAAAUCUGAACAAAAGACAAAUGGAAACCGUAAUAAGCAGGUUAUAAAAGAGGACUCCACAGAUGAGGAAACUAACAAAUCAGGAAAAGAAGAGGAUGAGAGUAACGACGACAGUCCAAAGCAAAUUCUGAAAAAGAAAGUACCUGCUACAAAGACACAAACCGGUAAAGCAAGCAAAGACAAGGCACCAGAAGGGGAAAACAAUGAGAGUGAUGAAGACAAGUCUACAGAUAAGGAAACUCACAAAUCAGAAGAAGAGGAUGAGAGUAACGACGACUGUCCAAAGAAAAUUAUGAAAAAGAAAGUACCUGCUACAAAGAACAAGAAGAAACAAAUCGGUAAAGCAAGCAAAAAAAAGAAAGCACCAGAAGGGGAAAGCAAUGAGAGUGAAGAAGACAAGUCUACAGAUGAGGAAACUAACAAAUCAGAAGAAGAGGAUGAGAGUAACGACGACAGUCUAAAGAAAAUUAUGAAAAAGAAAGUACCUGCUACAAAGAACAAGAAGAAACAAACCGGUAAAGCAAGCAAAAAAAAGGCACCAGAAGGGGAAAGCAAUGAGAGUGAUGAAGACAAGUCUACAGAUGAGGAAACUAACAAAUCAGAAGAAGAGGACGAGAGUAACGACGACAGUCCAAAGAAAAUUAUGAAAAAGAAAGUACCUGCUACAAAGAUCAAGAAGAAACAAAUCAGUAAAGCAAGCAAAAAAAAGAAAGCACCAGAAGGGGAAAGCAAUGAGAGUGAUGAAGACAAGUCUACAGAUGAGGAAACUAACAAAUCAGAAGAAGAGGAUGAGAGUAACGACGACAGUCCAAAGAAAAUUAUGAAAAAGAAAGUACCUGCUACAAAGACACAAAUUGGUAAAGCAAGCAAAGAAAAGAAAGCACCAGAAGGAGAAAGCAAUGAGAGUGAUGAAGACAAGUCAGUAAAGAAUGACAACACGAAUAACAGUGACUCAUCUGACAGUGAAAAAGGAAACAAAGCCUCAGAGGAAAGGAGAAAUAAUGAUUCGGAUUCAUCUUCUUCGGAGGAAAAGAAAGACAGCGAUGGAGAACACGCACCACAAAGCAAAAAGAAAAAUAAGAGGAAAACAGGAAAAAGAGAUGCUGCUGCCAGAGAGCAGAAGGGUGAUCACAAAUCAGUUGUUAGACUCAAACGCUACAUUGCCCUGUGUGGUGCGAAAAGAAACUAUAAGAAGCUGCUGGGAGACUGCCGUACCAUUAAAUCUGAAGUCGCUAUUCUAAAGAAGGAGCUGGAAGAUCUUGGUGUCAAAGGCCUGCCAUCUAUUGAGAAAUGUAAAAAAAUCAAAACGAAGAGAGAAGAAGCUCAGGAACUGGCUGAUCUUGAUGUUGGAAACAUCAUCACCACACAAGGUCGACCUAAGCGUGGAGCAGCUGCAGGUUGGAACAAACAACAGGACCCUCCAUCCUCUGCUUAUCAGCGGACUUUGAAUUCUGGCUCUGAAAGUGAAGAUGAAGGCAAUACGCACAGAGGACGCAAAAAAAUUUCAGAUUGGAACAAUCUGCAUGGCAUUAUCAGCGAUGAUGCAGACAGUGACUAACAGGGACGAUUUCGCUUUCACUUUGUGUCCAGUAAAAUUGGAUGUGGAUACUGCAAUCUAAUUUCUUCUUUUCUACUUUAAUACAAUUGACACCGUAUUUUCUAAAACAUUUUCUAUGAAGUUGUUUAAACGUUGUGUACAAAUGAUGUUUUGAGAGGAAUG